Grosmannia clavigera kw1407 is the source of this 3360-nucleotide messenger RNA. RefSeq names its product fungal transcriptional regulatory protein. The record is from RefSeq and is a predicted model, not a curated record. NCBI's taxonomy places the organism in Eukaryota, Fungi, Ascomycota, Sordariomycetes, Ophiostomatales, Ophiostomataceae. Gene Ontology annotation, biological process: regulation of DNA-templated transcription. The transcript is spliced from 4 exons. Bases 1 to 3360 code for a protein of 1119 amino acids. Gene Ontology annotation, molecular function: zinc ion binding; DNA-binding transcription factor activity, RNA polymerase II-specific.
AUGAAGAUUCAGCUUUCUUUCUUGGCCUUGACGGCCUUUAGCCAGGCUGCUGUCGUCGCUAAGGAUAUAGCCAGCACGAUAGAGACUUCUUCGAGCCCAAGCAGCGUCCCCCCUGGCUGCCUCGAUCCUUCACUAAUCCAGACAGCAAGCAAUCGGACAGGUCAGGAACGUGGGACCCCGGGCGUAGAACCGGGCGAGGUGUCAUCGGAAAUAGACACCACCAACUUUAUCAACUUUUGUGCUGGCCGCGAGCUCACCAACGGCCGCCAGCUCUCGACAUCGUCGUGUAACGGCAUUCCCAUGGGCCGCAUCCCGGCCCAUGACCGCAUGAUUGCGUCGCUGAUUACUUCGCCGGCAACAGGGGAGCGUCUUCCGGCCCACAUGGCCUUUAACAUCACCAUCCAUACGGUGCACCUAACAGCAGGCUACUUUGCAAAUCCGCUGGCGAGCUACUACUCGGCGCCACAGGAUCUGGACGAGAACGGCAACAUCUAUGGCCACUGCCAUGUCACGGUGCAGGAGCUGACGGUGAAGCGGCAUGAUUGGGGCGAAGUCGUGGUCAAGAUCCCCGACCCGAGAAAGUUUGUCUUUUUCACGGGAAUCAGCGACGCUGGCGACGGUCGUGGGCGGCUUCAGGCAACUGUGGUGGGCGGUCUGCCGGUGGGACAUUACAGGGUGUGCACGAUGAUUGCGGCACGCAACCACCAGCCGGUGAUGAUGCCGGUAGCUCAGCGGGGAGCCCAAGAUGACUGUGUGCGGUUCCAGGUCAUCGACGGGGACGAAGACUACUUUUCAGGAAACUCUGCUGACAGGUUUAGGCAGCAGAACAGCAAAAGCUUUACCGGCCUACGAAACGAACUGCAAAUUGACCACAGCUGUCUGGCAAUCUGGGAGAUGCAGUCGACGACAUUUCGUGCCUGUGAGGCCUGUCGCAUCCUCAAGGUGCGCUGCGAGCCGGCCAGUGGCGGUGGCCAUGAUGGCAGCAUCAGCAGCAAUGACGGGACCGUCUUGCCACCCGUAUCGGAGCGGCCACCCUGCCGUCGGUGUCGAGACAUUGGCCACGAGUGUGUCUACACGGAGCGGCGGAGGACCAAGCGCAAGCGGACGGACGUGCGGGUGCGCGAGCUGGAGCAGGAGGUGUGGCAGCUGGGCGAGCUGCUGUUUCUGCAGCAGAAACAGCAGCAGCAGCAAAGUGGUGAUGCUGGAGGGGUGUUGGUGGAGGGCGUGCAAGAAGUCCGAGUUCCAGAAAGGUCGUCUCCAAUCGUGGAGGAAUCACUCCCGACGGUUCCUUCUUUACCUCCUGCAUUUGCCAUCUCUUCUGCUGGCACCCCCUCUCCCAACUUGCCACUGUCGUGGAACUCUUCCCUGCCAGCAACAGUCGACUCGGCAGACCCUGUGGCUGCUGGACUUCUACCGAUGGCUUGGGCGGUGCGCCUCUUUCGGCGAUACGUCCUGACAAUGGCACCCCAACGGCCGCUCGUGGUGUUCCCUGCCGUGACGCCAGCAAACCAUCACGUGAUUCCGACAGAUGAGGAGAUAGCGGCAGUGGCAGCCAAGGUACGGCGGCAGACCCCCGUACUCUUCCUAGCGAUAGUCACGGUGGCGGGGAACAUUGGCGCGGAGAUGGGACAGAAUGGAGACGACGACGACGACGAUGACGACGAUGAGCUGAGCAAUGGCCGAGACGGGUCUGCAGAUAUUAGUAACGACGAGAGCGACGGUCUCAGCCUGGCGCUGGAGGCACUCCUGCUGAGGGUCUUUGCCGAGCGGAUCAUGCUGGAUGGGCAGAAGUCGAUUGAGCUGAUCCAGGCGCUGCUGGUGUCGUCCAACUGGAACUGUCACUCACUGGGAGUCACGCCGCCGUCGAGCCAUCGGCCAAGAUUCUACCAGCACGUCCACCUGGCUGCAUCGAUGGCCGUGGAGCUGGGUCUGUGCGGCCGUGAAGGACAGAACCGUCCUCAAGACUCUGGUCCAUCCGGCGACACCCUCGUCUUUGAGCGGACUCUGCUGGCCUGCUACCUCUGCUGUUCCAGUGUCUCUCUCGGCUUCCACCGCCAGUCCAUGUUGUCCUUUACGCCUCACAUAGCCGAAUGCCUCGCCACGAUCGAGACAUCGGCACUGGCAGCACCAACCGACGCCACUCUGGCCGCCUGGGUUCGUCUGCAGCACAUUGUCGAUAACGCCGCAGUCGGCUUGGGCCUCCGGUCGUCUGAGCGCGACGGGGCAGCCAGUAGCACAGACAAGGCCACCCGGGGCCUGGUGGACUUUGCGGACCCGUGCCUGCAGAUGAACCUGCAGAAUGCCACGCUGCAGCUAGAGCAGUGGCGACAGAGCGUGACGAGCACAUGCAUGAACAACAGCCUGCUGAUACAGUACCACACCGUUCUGUGCACUCUGCACGAGUCGUGUUUCUACAACGAGUUUGACCCGACCGACUUCAAGCCGCCGUACCGCGUGGCUGUGCCGACGUGCAGGGCGAACGCACCAGUGCCACCACAAAGACCAAAACCACGGCCUUUUCUUACGUCUGCUCACAUCCAGUCGCGCCAGCUGUGCCUCGCGUCGGCACGGGCGCUAAUCGGCAUCUUUCUGGCAGCGCCGACGAAGCAGCUUCGGGGCAUGCCGGUGUUCUCGUACGCGCGCAUCAGCUACGCCAUCGUUGUGCUGCUCAAACUGGAGCUGUCGGCCGUUCUUCCGGGCGGCGCCAUGCACGGGCUGAUGCGCCACGUCGGCGGUCCAGGCAGCUCGACCACGCAGAUCCACCACUAUCUGGGCAAGCUGUCGUGGCGGAUGAGACAGCUCCGCACGCGGCACCGGCACCUAGCGCGCAUGUGGGCACCGCUCGUGGAGGCGGUCAGCGAGUGGUACGAAGGCUACCUGCUGCCGGCGGCAGGCGGUCACAUCAGCGACGAGAAGGCGAGCACUGCGUCGGGCGUCGGCCCGGUGCUACGACCACUACGACACUGCUUCCCGCUUUUGACGCAGAGUGAGGGUCAAGCCAGCACAGCAGCGGCAAGAUUGAACCCAGAGUCUGCGAUGGCUCCGGCGUCUUUGGUGGCACCGAUAGGCGUGUCGGGAUUCUACGAAAUGCUGAACGAGAUCGGUUACCGGGAGUCAGCUGUGCCGAUAGCAUACGAGAACGGGACGACUGAGCAGGACUUGGAGCAGACUGACAGGUCUGCAGGUGGGGACACGAGCUCGGUGUCGCGGGCGCCUGCUCAUGUGAGCCAUGAAGACGAACAGCUGCUCCAGUCAAUGCUGCUCAUGGGAGAUACCAUCGACUGGACAGACCCGUCGAAGCAGUUUUUCGACGUGCAGAGCUGUCUCGACGGGAUGUUUUCGGAGCAGAUGUCGACGUAG